This is a messenger RNA of Sorex araneus (European shrew), 3815 nucleotides long. RefSeq names its product proprotein convertase subtilisin/kexin type 6 (gene PCSK6). Gene Ontology annotation, molecular function: serine-type endopeptidase activity. The record is from RefSeq and is a predicted model, not a curated record. The transcript is spliced from 21 exons. Lineage: Eukaryota; Metazoa; Chordata; Mammalia; Eulipotyphla; Soricidae. The coding region runs from base 32 to 2779 and encodes 915 amino acids. Gene Ontology annotation, cellular component: membrane; cell surface. Gene Ontology annotation, biological process: peptide hormone processing.
CCCCGCGCACUCGCUCCGAGCCGCCGCUGCCAUGCCCGGGCCCCGGCCGGCCGCGCGCCCCUGGCGCUGGCUGCUGCUGCUGGCGCUGCCCGCCGCCUGCCCCGCGCCGCCGCGCGCCGUCUACACCAACCACUGGGCAGUGCAAGUGCUGGGCGGCCCGGGCGCGGCGGACCGCGUGGCCGCGCAGCACGGCUACCUCAACUUGGGCCAGAUCGGGAACCUGGAAGACUACUACCAUUUUUAUCACAGCAAAACCUUUAAGAGGUCAACCCUGAGCAGCCGAGGCCCCCACACGUUCCUGAGAAUGGACCCCAAGGUCAAAUGGCUACAACAGCAGCAAGUGAAACGCAGGGUGAAGAGACAGGUGCGCAGUGACCCCCAGGCCCUGUAUUUCAACGAUCCCAUAUGGUCCAGCAUGUGGUACAUGCACUGUGGCGACAAGCAGAGUCGGUGCCGCUCAGAGAUGAACGUGCAGGCGGCAUGGAGGAGGGGCUACACAGGGAAGAACGUGGUGGUCACCAUCCUGGACGACGGCAUCGAGAGGAAUCACCCCGACCUGGCCCCGAAUUACGAUUCUUACGCAAGCUAUGACGUCAACGGCAAUGAUUACGACCCUUCUCCACGCUACGACGCCAGCAAUGAAAAUAAGCAUGGGACCCGCUGCGCAGGCGAGGUGGCCGCCUCGGCCAAUAACUCCUACUGCAUCGUGGGCAUCGCCUACAACGCCAGGAUCGGAGGCAUUCGCAUGCUGGAUGGGGACGUGACGGAUGUGGUGGAGGCCAAGUCACUGGGCAUCAGACCCAACUACAUCGACAUCUACAGCGCCAGCUGGGGGCCCGAUGAUGAUGGGAAGACGGUGGACGGGCCUGGCCGCCUGGCCAAGCAGGCCUUCGAGUACGGCAUCAAAAAGGGCCGGCAGGGCCUGGGCUCCAUCUUCGUCUGGGCGUCGGGGAAUGGCGGGCGCGAGGGCGACCACUGUGCGUGUGACGGCUACACCAACAGCAUCUACACCAUCUCGGUGAGCAGCACCACGGAGAACGGCUACAAGCCCUGGUACCUGGAGGAGUGCGCGUCCACGCUCGCCACCACCUACAGCAGCGGCGCCUUCUACGAGCGCAAGAUCGUGACCACGGAUCUGCGUCAGCGUUGCACCGACGGCCACACAGGCACCUCCGUCUCGGCCCCCAUGGUGGCCGGCAUCAUUGCCUUGGCCUUGGAGGCAAACAGCCAGUUAACGUGGAGGGACGUCCAGCACCUGCUGGUGAAGACUUCCAGGCCGGCCCACUUGAAAGCAAAUGAUUGGAAAGUCAAUGGUGCAGGUUACAAAGUCAGCCAUCUUUACGGAUUCGGCUUGGUGGACGCGGAGGGCCUGGUGAUGGAGGCGAGGAAGUGGAAGGCGGUGCCCGCGCAGCACAUGUGUGUGGUGGCCACAGACAAGAGGUCCAGGAGCAUCCCCGUGGGCCAGACGCUGCGCACCACGGUCCAGACCGCCGCCUGCGCCGACCGCUCGGACCAGCGCGUGGCCUUCCUGGAGCACGUGGUGGUGCGCGCCUCCAUCUCGCACCCGCGCCGCGGGGACCUGCAGAUCCACCUUAUCUCGCCCUCGGGCACCAAGUCCCAGCUGCUGGCCAAGAGAUUGCUGGACCUUUCCAAUGAAGGCUUCACCAACUGGGACUUCAUGACGGUGCACUGCUGGGGGGAGAAGGCCGAGGGGGAGUGGACCCUGGAGAUCCGGGACCAGCUGUCCCAAGUCCGCCACCCUGACAAACAAGGGAAGCUGCGUGAGUGGAGCCUCAUCCUGUACGGCACGGCCGAGCACCCCUACAACACCUUCAGCACCCACCAGUCCCGCUCGCGGAUGCUGGAGCUGGCCACCCCCGAGCUGGACGUCCCCAAGGCCGUGCCAGCCCACACCGAGGGGCCCGAGGACGAGGAGGAGUACACAGGUGUGUGCCACCCGGAGUGCGGCGACAAAGGCUGUGACGGCCCUGGUGCCGACCAGUGCUUCAGCUGCGUCCACUUCAGCCUGGGCAGUGCCAAGAGCAGCAGGAAGUGUGUCAGCGCGUGUCCCCCUGGGUACUUUGGGGACACAGCUGCCAGGCGCUGCCGCCGGUGCCACCGGGGCUGUGAGAGCUGCCUGGGCAGGAGCCCGACCCAGUGUCUGUCCUGCCGCCGCGGCUUCUACCACCACCAGGAGCUGAGCGCCUGCGUCACGCUCUGUCCCGCCGGCUUCUAUGCGGACGAGAGUCAGAGAAACUGCCUCAAGUGCCACCCAAGCUGUAAAAAGUGUGUCGAUGAACCAGAAAAAUGUACCGUGUGCCAGGAAGGGUUCAGCCUGGUGAGGGGCAGCUGCAUUCCCGACUGUGAGCCCGGCACCUACUUCGACUCGGAGCAGAUCAGGUGUGGGGAGUGUCACGCCACGUGCCAGAGCUGCGUGGGGCCCAGCCGUGAGGAAUGCAUCCACUGCGCCAAGGACUUCCACUUCCAGGACUGGGAGUGCGUGCCGGCCUGCGCCUCUGGCUUCUUCCCCGAGGAGAUGCCCGGCCUCCCCCACAAAGUGUGCAGGAGGUGUGAUGAGAACUGUCUGAGCUGCGAAGGCUCCAGCCGGAACUGCAGCAGGUGCGCACCCGGCUUCACGCAGCUGGGCUCGUCCUGCGUCACCAACCACACCUGCAGCAACGCCGAUGAGACCUUCUGCGAGAUGGUGAAAUCCAACCGGCUCUGCGGGCGGAAGCUCUUCAUCCAGUUCUGCUGCCGCACCUGCCUCCUGGCGGGCUAGGGGCGCCCCCACCCCGCCCCGCCGGGCUCAGGGACAGAGGCCUGCGUGGGCAGCUGCGCCUGACCCCCAGGAGCAGGACUCCCCACCUCGAGGCUCAGCGGUGGGCCUGGGAGGGCGUGUUUCGGAAACCGCGAUCACCUCUUCAGAGUCAGCUUGCUCGGUCCGUCCUUCUGGCAAAUUCCGACCUACAACAGGAGGCCUCGGGAAGCCACCUGGGGAAUCAGCUCUGGGCCGCUCCGGGCUCACUGCACUUCCAGACCAAAGCAGGGAGGACGGGCGCUCGGCCAGUCUCGCCGGGCCCACGGGCAGCGUGGGCGCAGUGUAGACGAAAUUGACUUGGGGGCCGGGAGGUAUGACCCCCGGGCUGCUGCAUCUGUCUCCAGAACCAGCUUCUGCUGCAAUAGUAGCGACGCUUGAGAAAGGCCUCAAGCAUCCCUGUGUGCAGGCGUCCGGCAUCGAGCCUCAGGAGCCCAGAUCCCCACCCCAGGAGGCGGUGCUUCCUGGGCGGGGGCCCCAGGACCCUGACGCCAGUUUCCUCUUUCCCAGCUUUCAACCCAGCCCAGGGCUGGACACUCACCCGCCUUCGGUGCCCCAUUUUCCCAGACUGACUUUCCAGAUCCGUUUUGGCCUCUGGUCUUUUUUUUCAAGCGGGAUCUCCAGGGCCUGCACGGCUCCUGAGCUGGCAGCAUGGCUGCGCUUCUCUCUGCCAGAGCGGAAGGCGUUUUGGAAGCUGCGUGUGCUCCUCUGUACCGAGGCCCAGUUCAUCUAUUUUCACUGACAUGCACAGAGCCGCCCGUUCCACUCCCUUCAGCCGGGGAGGGGGACAUUUGCCUUAAAUUUCUUCCAGCUCCUUCUCCGUUUGGUCCUGCUGCUCCCCCCGCCCCGCCCCUCCCCUCAUGAACUGUAAUGCAUCUGCCUUGUCCCGGGGGGGUGGGGCUCCAGGGAGUAAACCCAGCUGUUGUUUAUUGAAUCCACAACUGAGACAGACAUCAAGCAAAUACCACAUUAACCCUAAAUUAAUAAAAAGUUAACUUCC